CCAUGACCCAUAACUUGGCUACAAAUCAAGGCAGCCUAAUGGGCCUCUUGGCAUGACUUGAGUAGGGACACUGCUGUCUCCCUUGGUCAUUUUCAGGGAUCAGAAGUUCCUCAAACAUUAAAUAUUCAUUCUUUGGUAUUAAAGCCAGUGAUCCCAGUUAAAACUAUGAGAGGGAGAGCAAGAGGACCAAACUGUCCUCAGUAUAAUUUGGUGCAAUGAUGAAGAGUUUUUUCCUAGUUGUGAAUAUCGUUGCAUUAGCCUUGCCAUUUUUGCAGGGUGCAGAGGUGCAAAACCAGGAACAGCCACCUUGCCGUGAAAAUGAUGAAAGACCAUUCAAUCAGAAAACUGCCAAGUAUAUCCCAUUUCAUUAUGUGCUGAAUAACUAUCCUCGCUAUGAACACACUUACUACCCACAUAGACCAGCUGUACCAAUUAAUCAUCAAUAUGUGCCUUAUCCAUAUUAUGCAAAACUAGUUGUAUUUAGGCCACAUGCCCAAAUUCCUCAAUGGCAAGUCCUGCCAAAUGCCUACCCACCCACCGUGGUACAUCGCCCACACCUACAUCCAUCAUUUAUUGCCGUCCCUGCAAAGAAAAUUCAGGAUAAGACAGGCAUCCCUACCAUCAAUACCAUUGCUACUGCUGAGCCUACACUUAUUCCUACCACUGAAUCAAGAGUGGACACUGUAGUCACUUCAGAGGCUUUCUCAGAAUACACCAUCACAAGCACACCUGAGACUACCACAGUUCCCGUUACUUCACCUAUAGUCUAAAAACUCUGAGGAAACAUCAAAGACAACACAGGUCUUGAUGAAGCUAAAUGACUACUCUAAACUCUCCUUUGGUCACUCAUCUACAUUCAUUCAAGAGAGAAUGUGAUUUUGAUGGAUUUGGCUCCUUUCUCUUCUCCCUUCACAUUUUACGUCCAUAUCACAUUUAAUUUUUUGU
This is a messenger RNA of Zalophus californianus (California sea lion), 945 nucleotides long. It is a transcript of the gene CSN3, whose product is annotated as casein kappa. Gene Ontology annotation, cellular component: extracellular region. NCBI's taxonomy places the organism in Eukaryota, Metazoa, Chordata, Mammalia, Carnivora, Otariidae. Gene Ontology annotation, biological process: protein stabilization; lactation. The record is from RefSeq and is a predicted model, not a curated record. The transcript is spliced from 5 exons. Bases 216 to 770 code for a protein of 184 amino acids.